This is a messenger RNA of Gymnodraco acuticeps, 2184 nucleotides long. RefSeq names its product synembryn-A-like. The transcript is spliced from 14 exons. Gene Ontology annotation, cellular component: cytoplasm; plasma membrane. NCBI's taxonomy places the organism in Eukaryota, Metazoa, Chordata, Actinopteri, Perciformes, Bathydraconidae. Gene Ontology annotation, biological process: G protein-coupled receptor signaling pathway. The coding region runs from base 161 to 2146 and encodes 661 amino acids. The record is from RefSeq and is a predicted model, not a curated record. Gene Ontology annotation, molecular function: guanyl-nucleotide exchange factor activity; G-protein alpha-subunit binding.
UCUAGGUCUGGAUGUUGGACUUCUGAAUGAAAUGGGAUGAUCCUCAGUGCUGGAGCAUGCUGCUCAUCUGUGUCCUCUGACCUUUUCACCCCUGAAGUCUGGACAGAGUCCCCUGUGAGGACAGUGUCUGCUUCUGACCUGUCGGACCAUCAGAAAAAGCAUGGACGUGGACCUGGAGGGGAUUAUCCAGUGUAUCAAGCAGGGGGAUGAGAGCGGUGUUCAGACACGGCUGGAGGAAUUCAACAAAGAGUAUGCCCAGUGCUUCUUCUUUGAUUCAGAGGAGAGGGACAAGAGAAAACAAAAAAAACUAGAAGAGUUCAGGCAGAAUAAAGUGAGGGAUUACGCUGAUUCUGACUCUGAAGAGUAUGACCAGGAGGAUCCAGGCCUCAUCCUCAGACAGAACUUAGCUCUUGUCCUGGUGAGGUACAUUAGAGCAGAAGUGAAAUGUCCUCUGUUGAGAGUCUCUCUACGCACCCUGAGGAUCCUCUCCAGAGACAAAAAGGUCCUGGGCCCCUUGGUGACCGACAGCGCUCUCCUGGCGCUCGCAAAACUAGCCGGGCUGACCCAAAGUGAUGCAAGUGACGACACCAGCGACUCUGAUUUCUACGACAACAUCCUGGCUUCUCUCGCUGAAGCCAAAGUGUUGCCCUGUGGCACCGAAGAGGACGAGGGUGACAUUGAAGCUAAUGACCAAGACGAAGAUUUCUCUGAGGAGGAAACCAUCAGCACCACAGAGGGCAUCCAUCCUAAUGUGCUGGAGAGAGGGAAGAAGGACCGCAGAGUGAGCAAGAUUGGCGGGGAGGAAGAGGAGGAGGGAGGCGAGUCAGGAGAGGAGGCUCAGAGGAAAGAGGCCAUGAAGGUGUUGUGUAACGUGGUGUACAACAGCAGCUGGGCGCAGGAGAGGUUCAGUGCUCUCAGGCUCAUUUGUGGCCUCACAGAGCGUCUUUCCUCCGCUGUCAGUUUCUCGUCUCCCUCCAGUGUUCACUUCUAUGAACUACGCCUCAUGUUCCUCAUGACUGCUCUGAGGCGGGAGCUCAGCACUCAGCUCCAAAAGGAGGGAGGUGUGUCCAUCUUCACAGCCGCUCUGGAGAGCUGCCUGCAGGUCCAGUGGAAGGAGCAGUAUGAGUGUGUGCUGGACCCCGCAGCACCACCCAUCUCUCUGGAGGCCUCUCAGCGAAUCAUAGAGAUCCUCAAAAUCCUCUUCAACAUCACCCACAGCGCCCACAGGCAGGAGCCGAGUGAGGAUGAUGCAGCUCUUUACCGUCAUCUGGUGGCGAUCCUGCGUCUCUGCCUGAUGAAGGAGUGUUUGCUUUCAGACGACACUGAUGAGCUGCAGGGCCACACGGUGAACCUGCUGUCCGCGCUGCCUCUCCAGUGUCUGGAUGUGAUGCUGACGGUGCCUCUGGAGCCAGACUCCAUGCAGUGCCAGGGGGUCAACAUGGACUGUGUUCAGACCCUGCUGAUGUUCAUGGAGAAACGCCUGGAGCUGGGUAAUAAGCUGAAAGAGAAGGUGACCCCGGUCCUCAAUCUGCUGACAGAGUGCUGCAGAGCCCACAGAGAAACCCGCCAUUACAUCAGGAAACAUAUCCUUCCUCCUCUGAGGGACGCGUCACACAGGCCGGAGGAAGGCUCCACGGUGAAGAGUCGUCUGAUCCGCCUCAUGACCAACCUGGACACAGAUCUCAAACACUGCGCUGCUGACCUCAUCUUUGUCCUCUGCAAGGAAAAUGUGGGCCGCUUUGUGAAGUACACAGGUUAUGGUAACGCAGCGGGUCUCCUGGCCACCAGGGGUCUGCUGGGGGGCCAGAGCUCCAGGACCCUCAGCUCUUACGCCCAGUACUCCAGCGACUCGGACUCGGACACUGAGGAGUACCGGCAGGUCAAAGAUCGCAUCAACCCGGUGACAGGAAGGGUGGAGGAGGAGCAACCCGACCCCAUGGAGGGCAUGACGGAGGAGGAGAAGGAGGAGGAGGCCAAGAGGCUCUUCAUGCUUUUCAACAAGCUGUCCAGAGAAGACAUUAUCCAGCCGAUGGGAGUGGACUCAGAGGGGAAGCUGGUCCCCAUGUCUGGAAUGAGAGAUCUUUCCCUCCCGGAGGAGAGGAAGUCUGGCUCAGAGAAUGAUGGAGAAGCAGAGGAAGGAGAGUAAAACUAAAACUCACAUUUGUUUAAUUUAUAUAUUUAUUU